Prosopis cineraria is the source of this 1101-nucleotide messenger RNA. RefSeq lists its product as uncharacterized. Bases 111 to 905 code for a protein of 264 amino acids. The transcript has 2 exons. The record is from RefSeq and is a predicted model, not a curated record. Lineage: Eukaryota; Viridiplantae; Streptophyta; Magnoliopsida; Fabales; Fabaceae.
GCUAUCAUAAUUGUCAGAGGGUUAUGGAAGACAAGAAGAGUGUAUUAAAUAUGGCUUUACAGAACAAUGAAUGAUCAAUUGAAAUUUAAAGGGAAAAAAGUGAUGGCCUGAUGGGGAACGUACAAAAAAGAAAGAGAAGCGAAGACUUUGCAGACACGCAGUUUGUUGCUCGGAAAAGCUUUGAUGUGUCCAAUGGAUUCAACACAUACGUGUCAGCAUUCAUAUCCUUGUCUCCACUCUUUCCCAUUUCCCCCUCAUUUUUUAAACCCACUCUUACCCACUCAUGCCUGCUUCAAGCUUCCACCAUUAUUACCUUUCCAGCUCCACUAUCUUCAAUCCCAUUGGGAUUCUGGCUUACAGUGGAAAAAGCCAUGGACGAAGAAGGAAUGAGCUCAGAUGAGACAGACUCAUCAAGCAGAUUCACGAUAAAGAGUUCAGAUGGUAGAAGAGAUUCCCGGGGGCAUUUUGUCAUUCAGCUGGCGGGCACUUCUAGAAGAGAUGUCACUGAGAAAGAUGCACAAUAUUGUUACUCUUUAUUGGAGGCUAUGCCUAUGCCUGGACCUGUGUGGUCUACAACAGAACCUUGUGUACUGGCUGAACCACCGUUAUCAACAGCAGUAGCAGAAGCACCCACUGCCAGUAGUGAAGGUUCUGUAGAGUUAGAGUGGGGAGAGAAUCAAGCUUCUUCAUAUGCGUGGUGGAUAGGAUUUCUCGAGACUUUAGAUGGCAAUAUGAGCAGUGAAAAGGUGAAAUGUCCAUUUGUGGAGAACGUUGUGAAUGAAGAUUCCAAGGGGUUUGGUUAUGACUCAACUUUUGUGGAUGCAACAGAUCAAAGCCGUUGCCUUGAUGACUGGUUGAUGGUUCCAACCAUGGAGAUGGAUCUGGAAGACGUGGUUGUGCCCUAGGAAGUUGGUGGGACUUACUUUCUUUGUUUUUGUUUUGUUUUGCUUUGUUUUUUUGGGGUGAAUCGGAUAGCUUAAUACGGCAGCUUCUACUUACCGUGUAAAAUUACUGACUGAAAUCUCAUUCUGGCUUUUGAUAUCAGCAUAGGCACACAUUUGGUUCUACCUGUAGUUAUCCAAUGGUUACUAAUUUUGUGCA